AUGACUUGCCGCGUACGUGGUACACACGGCCUGUACGCGAAGCCGUCGCGUUGUCCGGCCGCACUCCAUUCGCCGAACACUCCAACGUUCCCGCCGGUGCUACUAGUGCUGGUGCAGGAGCGAUUGAUACCGGUGCUAGUGGUGUUGAUGCCCGGUGACCAGCCGAAUGGCAUCAUCGACGUCCGGCCAGAACUUUUGACUUCCGCCGUUCGAUCUCUGAUAUAA
Molecule: messenger RNA, 225 nt
Organism: Macrosiphum euphorbiae (potato aphid)
Lineage: Eukaryota; Metazoa; Arthropoda; Insecta; Hemiptera; Aphididae
Source: the annotation of a GenBank genome assembly